CCAAGGGUGACCUCCCGCCUCACAUUAGGUAUACUCUCGCAGUUCUCCUCUACGCGACACUUGCAUCGUUGUAUAUCUAUAUCUAUAUCUAUAUAGUCCAGUGUGUGUUUUAUACCAACAUGCAGAUGCUCGGACGUUUCUUGAUGCGAUUCCCGCAUUCGCUCCUCAUCUUCUUCUACCGAGUAUGCUUGAACGCUCACCUCGUCAACGAAUACUUGCUUUCGGCGGUCGAGCCGAGAAGAAACGUGACGGAGAUCAUUUUCAAACGCCAGUGAUCGCCGAUCGGUAAUAAGUACUCAGUGCAUUGUGUGUGUGUGUUUUAAUAACGAGAAAAGCAACAUGUCAGUGGCGUCGUUUCUUACGAGGGACUCGCUCUCGCGAUUCGAGCGGGAGAGCUCCUACUCUAGUGUCUGCUCGUCCUCGUCCUCGUCCUCGUCCUCGUCCUCGUCCUCGUCCUCGUCCUCGUCCUCGUCUUCGUCGUCGGCGAGUUCUGCCAAGUUUUCUUCCGACGAUGCCCAGAGUUUCAGUUCCAGAAGCACCAUCGUAGCAGCCAAGCCUCGACCGUUUGGCUUACCGGAAUACAACUACUUCUGGAUCGAAAAUGAAUCAAAAACCGACUCCAAGCUGUCGUAUUACUACAACUACAAGAGCAAUAGCGUGGUAUGGCAACGACCAUGUCCGAAAGAUGUUCCUCUUCCAUUCUACAAAAAAACUUGGGGUUACGUAGAGCCAAAUUUGUCAGGCAACAAUGAAGAUGCAAUGGUUUCAGACCCAGAAAAUGAAGUGCAGAGGAGAAAGCGCAUAAACGUGAGGCAGAGAAAUAAGAGACUCAUGGAGGAAGAACUGAGGAAUGCUAUAGAAAUUGUAGAAGUUAAAAAAGUUAUCAAAAGUAGAAGGGCAUUGGAUACUUUUUGGAAGCUCUACAGACUUCCUGGAGAAUCUCUGAUGGAUGUGAAAAAAAGGUUGCUCGAUUCAUCAGCCUUUGCAGUCAGAGUAAAAGAAGAAAUGCCUGAUGUCAAGAACUGCAAUGGGGAUACCUUGAUGACGUCUAUUAAACAAGAGCCUUCGUUCAACAACCUUGAUUAUUCUGUCCACGAUCAAUCACAUGAUCAAACCAUCAAAACUCUGCAUGAAGAUUCUGAUUCGGAUCCGGAGAAUGUCAGUUAUCUUAUCAAACAGGAGUAUUUAACGAAUUAUAAUGUCGAGGACUCUGAAGAGGAAUAUGCAAAGCAAAUUGAAGAGUAUGAAAAUGAAGUUCCUGAAGAAUAUCAAAAAGAUAAAAACAAUGAGAGUGAGAUAGAAUCAGAAGAUACCACAGAAAGUGAAGAUGAACAUCAACACGAAGUUUAUGGAGUAGAGAAUCCUCCUGAAAAUUCUAACAAUUCAUUGAAGACUCAGGAAGAAUGCGAGCAGGACGAAAUAGAUAAUUUUGAAUACACCUACGAAGCGCCAUGUUUGUUCACAGACUUGUUUGAAGUAGAAAUUGACGAGGACGACAGAGAAAACAUUUUUGAGCCCCCAGAGACACUUGUUGAGAAUAGUUUGCCUGAACAAGAUGUGAAUUGGAAUUUUAAAUCAACUUCAGGAAACCCUGCAUUCACUCAAUCUCUACUGGAUUCCAUCUAUGGAGCUCCGAAGCUCAAGGAACUCACAAGCAAAGGUUUACAAUUCAAGAAGAAAAAUAAAAUUAAAUGCAAUAGAAAGAAGGCAGCAAUGAAUAAAAUCAAGACAGAGCCAGCUGAGGUCGUGCAACCGGUAGUAGUACAAGAUCCGAACACUCAGGGCAUCGUUUGUGACAUGUACGGUACGCGGACAGUCAACUACAAUUAUCCACCUACGAUGAAGAUGUCAAAGGGGCGGGAGAUCACAAAGUUGAGCGACAACAGCGACUCUGAGUACGAGCCUCCAAUUCGCAAAAUUAAGCAAGAAGUGGUCAGUCCCAACGAAGACAGCUCGUCAAACGUCCCCAAGUCAACGCCCGCAGCAGAAAAGAACGACAAUAAUCCAUUGAAAUUAACCAGCUGGUUCCCCAACCGCAAGCGAAAAGCGAAUACCGGCAAUUCCGACGAAUCCUGGCACGGCUCGAACGCGUCUGAAAUGGAUUCCGACUUGGAAGAGUUCGAUCAGAAGUCGAGAAUCAGAUACAUGAAAAUAAAGAAGGAAAAAGGUUUGCCCGAACCACCGAUUCCAAAGUCAACAAUGAAGCAGAUUAAAAUAAAGAGAGAGAAACUAUCGCCCGAACCGGAGAAUAACGAAGCGAGCUAUUCUCGUCCACCCGAUAACAGCUUGGCCAUCGCUAUUGGGUCUAUCAAGCGGGAAGCGAGAUCACGCUCAUCUAGCUGGGAGGCGAAGGAAUCCGAAAUUCCGGAGUCGAUGACCUCAACGUUGCUGCUGGACUCAAGCGUAGCGAAAGUCGAGAUGUGCUCGCCGGUUUUCGAGAUGGACCCGCUCGCCACAGGCGUCGUGAUAGAGCCGGAGAAGAACGCCGAUGCAGGCUCGGACUCGGACUCGAGUUCAUCCUCGAACUCGUGCUCGUGUUCACGAUCAUCGUGCUGUGGAUCCUCCAGCUCGAGCAGCAGCGACGAAGGUGGCGACGACGCCAAGGAAGUUAAGAAGGAAGAUUCGUAAAAUCGCUAUGUGUCGUAAGAUUGUUUGAGUCUUUUUUUUUGAGACUAUAAAUCAACUAUUUUGUUUUUUAUUUUUUUCUACGACGAUGAGGUAACCGACUUACUACGCCUUUCAUAAAGUUACGAAAUAUUUUAGUUUUACGCAAUUUCAAUUGCAACGCGAUCAGUUCUUUUUAUUCUUUAUUGACCUUUGAUAAUGUUUAAUUUAUAUCUUAAAAGUUAAUGAUGUACAGCCUAUCAGAUUCUGAUUGCCAUGUUUCUAUGUAAAAAGAAGGCAAUACAUUUUUUCACUAUUUUUCAAAAA
This is a messenger RNA of Nasonia vitripennis (jewel wasp), 2931 nucleotides long. RefSeq lists its product as uncharacterized. Bases 340 to 2628 code for a protein of 762 amino acids. The record is from RefSeq and is a predicted model, not a curated record. The transcript is spliced from 3 exons. Lineage: Eukaryota; Metazoa; Arthropoda; Insecta; Hymenoptera; Pteromalidae.